AUGAAUUUACCUGUAGCCUUCGUAUGUUUCGCGGCUCUGAUUGGUGCGGCCGUCGGAGGGCCAAUAUCGAUGAGCAACAACAACGUUGGAGACAUUGUGAAAGUAAACGUUGAUGCCGAUGUGGACAUCAAGAGCGAGAUCAAUGUAGAUCUGGUGAAUGUGAUUGCGGAGCUGUUGCUUGAGCUGAGGGACGUUAACGUGAACACUUGCUCACGAUCUUCGGAGGAAACCAGCGAGGAGACCAGCGAGGAGACCAGCGAAGAAACCAGCGAGGAAACCAGCGAGGAAACCAGCGAGGAGACCAGCGAGGAGACCAGCGAGGAAACCAGCGAGGAAACCACCACUUUGCCACCGACUACUACUAUUACUACUACCGGUCCACCCACAACGACACCUGUUAUUGGUCCAGGGACUCAAACCACGACCUCAACGAUCAUCAGCACGCCAGACGACCUUCCUGGACCUGUACCUUACCAAAAGCUCGUACAAUCGCUUAUGCAAUCGAAACCUGAUGGUUAUGAUGCACCGGGAGUUACCAAAGAGCAAAAGGAGCAGAUCUGGCGUCAGCACGUGGAGCAACUUGUUCAUAAACAUAUGAACGAUCUCCAAUGA
Anopheles marshallii is the source of this 612-nucleotide messenger RNA. RefSeq names its product rho GTPase-activating protein gacII-like. The transcript is spliced from 2 exons. The record is from RefSeq and is a predicted model, not a curated record. The coding region runs from base 1 to 612 and encodes 203 amino acids. NCBI's taxonomy places the organism in Eukaryota, Metazoa, Arthropoda, Insecta, Diptera, Culicidae.